UGCAGUGUACAAAUGAACCCAAUGUCUCCAUUCCACAGAUGGCAAAUUUUCUUAUUGAGAGAACCCAACAUUCAUCCUGGGUAGUAGUUUUCAAAGCUUUGGUCACUGUUCAUCAUCUCAUGUGUUAUGGAAAUGAGAGAUUUCUCCAGUACUUUGCAUCAAGUAACUGUACAUUUCAACUCAGUAACUUCACAGAUAAAAGUGGGGCACAAGGUUAUGAUAUGUCUACAUUCAUCCGACGAUAUUCCAAAUAUCUCAAUGAAAAAGCAGUAGCUUACAGAUCUGUAGCUUUUGACUUUUGUAAGGUAAAAAGAGGCAAAGAAGAUGGGACAUUAAGGACCAUGAAUGCUGAAAAGCUAUUAAAAACUGUUCCUGCUCUUCAGAAUCAGCUGGAUGCUUUAUUGGAGUUUGAUUGCACAUCCAGUGAUCUAAUCAACCCUGUUAUUAAGUCUUGUUUCAUGCUUCUCUUCCGAGACUUAAUACGUUUAUUUGCCUGUUACAAUGAUGGUAUUAUUAAUCUGUUAGAAAAAUAUUUUGACAUGAACAAGAAACAUUGCCGAGAAGCUCUGGACAUUUAUAAAAAGUUUCUGAUUCGUAUGGAUAGAGUGGCAGAAUUUCUGAAAGUUGCAGAGAACAUUGGUAUUGAUAAAGGUGAUAUACCAGACCUUACAAAGGCUCCAAGCAGUCUUUUGGACUCCCUGGAACAGCACCUUGCCACUCUAGAAGGGAAGAAGGCCACUUCAGCAGGAGAGACAAGGUUAAACACAUAUCUGCAAAACGCAGUCUUCGCUCUUUCAUCCACUAGCACUGCAUUUGGAACUGUUGGGGGAUCUGAAAGUCAAGAAGUAAAUGGAUUCAAACCAGAUGACUAUCUUCGUAAGAUUGCUGAAGAAGGAGCAGCUGCUUUGAAGCAUGAUUCUCCAUUUAUGUGGGAACAACCAAGCUGGACUGAUUUGGACUGGAAGGAUAGUGAUACAACUGGCAAUUGGAGGAACACACAAAAUGGUGCACUACCCAAUCUUUCUAGCAAGACUAACCCAUUCCUAGCAUCCCCAGCUACUGACACUCUUCCGGCUGCAUCUGAUCAUGAAAAAAUAGUUGAUCUUUUUUCUUUAUCUAUAACUGAAGGACAUGUUUCAGAAUCUAAUCUUGAAAAAGCAAGUGAUGAUCUCCUUGGACUUAGUGUCAAUCCUUUUGCAGAUAGCUUAAUGAAUAAUAAUGAAAGUCAACAGAGUUCUCUGUUUGCACCAUUUGGAACUAAUGGGGUGUUAGCAUCGACAACAGCUCCUUCCGCUUCAAUUGAUCUGUUUGCAACUGAUGAUUCUUUUGCUGCUGUGUUCGGAAAUGCUUCUUCAAUAGUAGCAGCCCCUGCUUCCACAAACAUUACCACAACCUCACCUGAACACAGUACAAAGGGUGGUGGGCUAAUGUUGCCUGUUGCAGAUAUUUAUGGAAGAUCAGCAUCUCCUUCUCCAACAGCAGAAUUAAUGAAAGGAGCAGGUACUACUCCUAUUUUAUCUCAUCCACCUGAACCAGCAUUUGGUGAACAAGUUGACCAUUUAGAAGAAUGUGCUGCACCAGAAGCUGAUAUGUCAGCAGACAUGGUUUGGGGAGACAGCACUAAACCUAGUGGGCCUUCUCCAGCUCCAGAUGUAAAUCCAUUUGGAUCUUCCUUUGAACCCUCUUCCUCGCUUCCUGCUACCAUGGCAGCUACAAAAGUACCUUAUCGGUCAGAGCAGAAAGCUGACCUAUUUAGCAUGGAUGAUGCCGAUUUUGGAUUUGGAGAAACAACCUCACAGCCUCCUCCCAUCAUGGAUACAACACCAACUACCACUCCAGCACCAACAGCUCCACCUCCUUCUCCAUUUGGAAGUUGGGAUAUACCUUCUAGUACAGGUGGUGGAGUUUCCAAUUUGGAUCUUCAUAGCCAGCCACCUCUUCAUGCUGUGCCAGUUACUUCCUCUCUGUUUCAAGAGUCAUCAAAAUCUUCAGCACUUGAUGAUCUGAAUUUUACCAUCCAAAAGGUCAUGAAUAAACCCUCUGCAGCUCCUCCAUCUUCAACUCCUGGUCUGUCAUCUCCUUUCUUUGGAGGUUCUAGACCAUCAGCCCAGUCUGCUUCACCAGUAGGAGCCAGUCCUGUUAUUGGAUCCCCACUCAGCUCUUCCAUGCCGCGUUUGGAUUCUCCUGGAUUAGUUGGAGCUCAUGCUUCACCUACCCCACCCUCAGGACUGAGUUCUCCAGCUAAAUCUGUUACAGGAGGAGGGUCUGUAGCAUCAGGUUUUGACCUUUUUGGAGAUGUACUUCAGCCACAGCCUGUGGCUGGUGGAGCUAAGAUCCCACAAUCAACAGUUCCAGACACAAAAAGAACACAGCCACCUUCUAAAGGAAUUGUAAAGGGAGAUCUGGAUUCUAGUUUAGCUAGUCUUGCCCAGAAUCUGGAUAUUAGUGGCCCUGGUAAACAACAGAAGUUUGGAGGCCAUCAAUGGGGAUCUCCAAAACCAUCCUCAAAAACUAGUGUGGCUAGUACAGUUACUGGUGGUGGUGGUGGAUGGGCUGGUCCAUCAUCAGGGAUCUCGGCCAACACAGGCUGGGGAUCUCCUCAACACAGCUAUCAACCAAUGGGUAGUGCUGGGCAGUUUGGAAGUGGAGGAACAGGUAUGAUGGGUAACUCUUUCCCACAGCAACCUAAAUCUGGCAUUCCACAGCAGAACUUUGGGAUAGGAGGAGUAAUGAGACCUCCAAUGGUAUCACCUGGUAUGGGAAUGGGUACUGGGAUGAGUAUGUCUAUGGGAAUGGGGGUCACUCAGCCACAGCAGCCCGUGGGGAUGUUUGGAGGAAUUCAACCCCAACGGCCUGUGGGUAGUUUGCAGAGUUCCUCAAAGCCCCCAUCAUCUGAUACUAUUGAUCUGUUUGGAGCACUAUGAAUGAUACAUAUAGCUUGAGCUGGAGCAUAGAAAAGACCCCACCUAUUUCUGGGGUUGUGUAGGUCUUUGUCAUUGUACUCAUGGAAGAUUUGUACCCUUAGAGUUGACAGUUCCAAAGAAUGGUUUUCAUCAGUUUAUUUACUUUUGUGUUUGAUCACCAAGGGAGUGUCUUAACCUAAAAGAACAGAAUGUUAAUAUUAUUCUCAUGUUGUAUGCUGUUUAUUAUAGUAUCUGUUUGUGAUGUAUGUGUUCCAUGUAUUAAAUAUAUAACAAAAAAAAAAAAGACAGAAAGCCGUAUUUCUCAUCAGCUAAUUAUGUCUUCACUUUCACUUCCAUAUUUAUGCAAAGUUGGAUGUUAAUGUGGAGUUUUACGAAACUAUAAAUAUGGUUAUGUAUUAAGAAACAAUUGGUUGUUUUGCCAUUAUUAUAGUUUAUGUCUAUAAGAUAAUUAUAAAAUCACAUGAAGAAUCUGCAGGCAGAAUUUUUUUCUUGCAGAUAAUUUGUAAAAGUAUUUAUUGUUAGACCCUAUUAUUAUUCUGUUUGAACAUCAUAUAUCUGUUUUACAGAUUCAUCACUUUUAGGAUCUUGUUAAAUGAGUAUGUUAUAGAAAGUUUAUUUUGUAAAGUUUAUUUGAUUUCAGACACUCUUAGAGAUAGGGGUUGCUGUUAAAAUAAAUUUGUUAAUGGUGUUUUAGAAAGAAGGUUAAAUGCAGAUUGUCAGAAGCAAACACCAAUAAUACAACUACUCAAACAGAUGUUAAAUUAGUUUACUUUCUUUUACUUUGUUUUGUUUUUGUUUUUGAAAAAAAAGUAUAAUUAACCAUGAUUUGUGUACACAGUGACCCUUCCUCACAAGACUUCUGUAAAUCCAGGAAUUUUUUCAUGGCUUAUGAAAAGCACGCACUAAACUGUAGCUGAUGUUAGAAAAGUUUUAUUUGUGUGUUGUAAAAUGAAACAAAAUUCACAGUCAUAAUGAGGUUUUAAUUCAGUUAUUCAUUGCUUUUUCCAGUGUGAGAUGAAUUGACGUUGUUAAAUAUUAUGUUCUGUAAAUCAGCUCAUUUUAAACAGACACUAUGGAAAAGGAGCAACCAUCUCUCUGUAUUGUAAAGUAGGUGAAGUCACCAGUUUUGAGAGAAGAGUUCAGGUUUAUCCUAUAUGAAUAGUAACACACACAGCUUCAAGAGUAAUUAAUUUGUGAGAGUAUCCUGUAAAAUUGGCUUUUGUUCACAACUACUGUCUAACCAAAGAAAACAAAAACGUUUUAGCUGUAGCUUCUUUAUUUACAGUUGUGAAUCAUAAAAAAUUGACACAGUUAAAAGUGACACAUACAUA
Limulus polyphemus (Atlantic horseshoe crab) is the source of this 4255-nucleotide messenger RNA. Its product is annotated as phosphatidylinositol-binding clathrin assembly protein-like. The coding region runs from base 39 to 2924 and encodes 961 amino acids. The record is from RefSeq and is a predicted model, not a curated record. The transcript is spliced from 20 exons. Gene Ontology annotation, molecular function: SNARE binding; 1-phosphatidylinositol binding; phosphatidylinositol-4,5-bisphosphate binding. Gene Ontology annotation, cellular component: synaptic vesicle; clathrin-coated pit; clathrin-coated vesicle. NCBI's taxonomy places the organism in Eukaryota, Metazoa, Arthropoda, Merostomata, Xiphosura, Limulidae. Gene Ontology annotation, biological process: clathrin coat assembly; synaptic vesicle budding from presynaptic endocytic zone membrane; clathrin-dependent endocytosis.